GGAUCAACUGAUGAACCAUUAUCACAACGAGGAGAAACUCCUAUAAACUUACUGAUACCAUCACUAUAGUGGACAACAGAGGGUUCGGACAAAAGAUGGAAAAACGAGGAGAUGGUUGCUUAUGCACAACUAGGUAAUUUUCUCCCCUUGGAUAAGGAAGUGGUGCUGACUAAGGACUUUGAUCAGGAUAAUGUCCCAGUUGGAGGAUUCUGACCUGACACCAAACUACACCGAUUUUAUUGUCCCCCAUAUUUGUUUACAGGUAUGGACACAUGGAGAGUUCUACAUAAAUUGUUAUAAAAUAUUAACUGAUGUAUUAUGU
Molecule: messenger RNA, 322 nt
Organism: Staurois parvus
Lineage: Eukaryota; Metazoa; Chordata; Amphibia; Anura; Ranidae
Source: the annotation of a GenBank genome assembly